AUGGAAAGUAACGAUGAAGGCAAUAAUCAGAACGUCUCCUUAAAGUUAAUAGCGGAGUAUCGGUCGGAUUCUGAAUCUGAAUGUACGCCACCGCUCGAUAACCCUGGAGAACUUGAUGGUGAUUCCGACUCUGUGGAACUUAGCGAAAUGGUGUUAAAGAAUAACAUCAUUAACGCUUGUGCUCAUGGGCCCUUGUCAGGGGGCGACGCAGAUGAAGAUGUCACCACGCAUAUGAUAAUAGAUAGCUCUGAGAAUGGUGUUUCAGAAUAUGAUGUAACGAUGUACCGAGUAGACGAUGAGGACAGUGAUGAUUCAGAAACUGACAGUUCUGAGGAGUCUAGCGAUAAUGAUGUGGACUCUGUUAAGGAUGUCGAAGAAAUAUCUAGCAGCGAUGAGACUACACCAAACCAUCCAGAGAAAUUGGCCCCGCCUAAAGUGCAUGGAGAGUUGAGUCUCGAUGACUUGCCCCCAAUAGAAGAUUUAACAAUCAGCUUGCCACCACAGGAAACUACCAAGAUUGGAAAAGUUUUCAGUAUAGUAGAUAGAUUAGUCGUUGUUCAAGCAUUUCCUGAGACAGCUGCAGUGGAUUUAGACACUGUUCUGUUCCUAAAUAAUGGUGCUAAGACUUUGGGGAAGGUGUUCGAUGUUUUCGGGCCUGUAACAGAACCGCACUACUGUGUAAGGUUUAAUUCGGCGGCACAUAUUGUAGAACGUGGCGUCGAAGUCGGUAUGGAAGUGUUUAUUGCCCCGAGGACCCCACACACAAGUUAUGUUUUUCUUACAGAAUUAAUUAAAGCAAAAGGCUGCGACGCCUCGUGGUUAAACGACUUGGAACCGCCGGCGAGCCAAGUUGAAUUUUCCGACGACGAGGAAGAGCGAAAAGCGAAAAAAGAAAAGAAACAAAACAGACAAGAGAAACAUGAAAACGCGGAGAGUGGAGAAACUUCAAAAAAUUCACGAAAAAUGCUCGAAGCUAGAAGGAACCGACCUACACAAUCCACGAGUAGAUUCGGAACCGGUCCGAACAGAGGUUACAACGCUGACAACAGGUGGCCGAACCCUUUCAUGCCCUUCCACGAGUUCCACGGAAGAAUUCCUCCGCCGCACCCCACUGCUGAAAUGGGACCGCUUACCGCUCCUCCGGCACUAGCGUUCCCAAUGUUCGUGCGGCCCAGAAUGAAUUUUGGAAGGAACCCUUUACUCCGCCCACCGAACGUGCCUCCCUUUACACAAAAUAGGCCAGUGUUCGGGUCCAAUUAUUGCAACAUGGCUGGAAACCAGCCUCGGUGGUCGAACAGGCCCCCUCCUCCACCGGGCACUUAA
Molecule: messenger RNA, 1323 nt
Organism: Leptosia nina
Lineage: Eukaryota; Metazoa; Arthropoda; Insecta; Lepidoptera; Pieridae
Source: the annotation of a GenBank genome assembly